This is a messenger RNA of Aspergillus puulaauensis, 2172 nucleotides long. RefSeq names its product dipeptidyl peptidase DppV (gene dppV). The coding region runs from base 1 to 2172 and encodes 723 amino acids. The record is from RefSeq and is a predicted model, not a curated record. Gene Ontology annotation, molecular function: serine-type endopeptidase activity. Gene Ontology annotation, biological process: proteolysis. The transcript has 7 exons. Lineage: Eukaryota; Fungi; Ascomycota; Eurotiomycetes; Eurotiales; Aspergillaceae.
AUGGCUGCUUUCAGGUGGCUUUCGCUUGCUGCUGCAGCUUCGGCUGUGCUGGCUCUGACUCCAGAGCAGUUGAUCAGUGCUCCCCGCAGAUCUGAGGCCAUCCCCAAUCCCUCCGGAACUGUCGCGAUCUUCUCCAGCUCGCAAUACUCGUUCGACUCGCACGAGUCCAGUUCCUCGUGGAGCUUGCUCGACAUCAAAUCAGGAAACAUCCGCCCCCUCACCAACAACAGCGAUGUCUCCGAGGUGGUCUGGCUGACCGACUCGACUGUGCUAUACAUCAAUGGCUCCAAUGCCAACAUCCCUGGUGGUUCGGAGCUCUGGGUGUCGGAAGUCUCCAGGUUUGGCUCAGGAUACAAGGCCGCCUCGCUGCCAGCUGCAUUCUCUGGCCUGAAGAUUGCGACCACAGGAUCAGGAGACGUCAACUUCAUCGCCAACGCCAAGUCGUAUCCCAAUGGCACUGCGUACAACGAGGAGCUCGCUGCCACUGCUCUCAGCACUGCCCGCAUCUACGACAGCAUCUACGUCCGCCACUGGGACUACUACCUCGACACCACCUUCAAUGCGGUCUUCUCCGGAAAACUGCGAAGAAGCCAGCACUCGCGCUUCGUCUCUGCUGGGGGAUUGAAGAACCUCGUCUCCCCGGUGAAGAACGCCGAGUCGCCAUACCCUCCGUUUGGAGGCGCGUCCGACUAUGACAUCUCGGCCGAUGGCAAAUGGGUCGCAUACAAGAGCAAGGCUCCUGAUGUCCCCCAGGCCAACUACACUACUGCCUACAUCUACCUCGUUCCUCACGAUGGUUCGGAGACUGCUGCUCCCAUCAACGGACCGGAUAAUGCUCCCAAGGGCAUCGCAGGCGACUCCAACAACCCUGCCUUCUCGCCCAACGGCAAACGCCUGGCUUACUUCCAGAUGGAAGAGGAUACCUACGAGGCCGACCGCCGUGUGAUAUACGUCUACGACGUCGCGUCAAAGAAGAUCACCGCCCUCGCAACAGACUGGGACAGCUCACCCGACUCUCUCAAGUGGACUGACGACCGGACUAUCGUUGUCGGCUCCGAAGACCAGGGCAGCGGCAACCUCUUCCUCGUCCCUGUUGAGAAAGCAACUGGCCAUGACUUUGCACCUGACAAACUCACCAAGGGCAAGUUCGCGUCUGCUUACUAUCUCUUGCCGAACAAGACCCUCCUCGUCACCGGAUCAACCCUGUACUCGAGCUGGUACGUCGACACUGUCAGCCUCGACCCCAAGAAGGGCGUGCUAAAGACACUCGCCUCCGCGCACGAAAUCGACCCCGAGCUCAGCGGCCUUGGACCUAAGGAUAUCGACGAUAUCUGGUUCACCGGAAACUGGACUGACAUCCACGCCUGGGUAAUCUACCCCGAAGGCUUCGACAAGAGCAAGAAAUAUCCUCUCGCCUACCUAAUCCACGGCGGUCCCCAAGGCGCCUGGUACAACUCCUGGAGCAGCCGGUGGAACCCCAAGGUCUUCGCCGACCAGGGCUACGUCGUCGUCGCCCCAAACCCAACUGGGUCUACGGGAUACGGCGAUGAACUCACCGACGCCAUCCAGAACAACUGGGGCGGCGCCCCCUACGAAGACCUCGUCAAAGGCUGGGAAUACAUCCGCGACGAACUCCCCUACAUCGACACCGAGAACGGCGUGGCAGCGGGCGCCUCGUACGGCGGAUUCAUGGUAAACUGGAUCCAGGGCAGCGAUCUAGGCCGAAAAUUCAAAGCGCUUGUAACCCACGACGGGACAUUCGUCGCAGACGCCAAGAUCUCAACGGAGGAACUGUGGUUCAUGCAGCGCGAGUUCAACGGCACGUUCUGGGGCGCGAGGGAGAAUUAUCGACGGUUUGACCCGAGUGCCCCUGAGCGCAUUCUGCGGUUUGAUACGCCGCAUCUGGUUAUCCAUAAUGAUUUGGAUUAUCGCUUGCCGGUGGCGGAGGGGCUUUCGUUGUUUAAUGUCCUCCAGGAGAGGGGGGUGCCGAGUCGGUUUUUGAACUUUCCGGAUGAGAAUCAUUGGGUUACAAACCCCGAGAACAGCCUUGUCUGGCACCAGCAGGUCCUUGGCUGGUUGAACAAGUACUCUGGCGUUGGAGAGAGUAGUGAGGAUGCCAUCAGCUUGGAAGAUACCGUUGUGCCGGUUGUUGAUAUCAACCCGCCUGCCUGA